CUUUGACAACAGUUCGUUCUGGACCAAGGCUUCGGUCGCACCUUCGCUCCACUUCCGUACAACCCAAGAUGGCGGAGCCCGUGAUUGAAACCAGAUUCAAGAUGGCGGCUUCCGGCUUCCCCGCAGAACUGCGCACGGGCGCCGAGGCCACGCCCACUUCCGGCUCCUGCGUCGCAGCAUGGCCGCUUUAGGGACUCUCCUUCAGAGUGUUCGGAGGCUGCAUUGCAGCGCGUUGGCUCGGGCGGGCGGCCAGUGGCGACUUCAGCAGGGCCGGGCUGCGAACCCCUCUGACUACGGGCCGCUCACGGAGCUCCCAGACUGGUCUUUCGCCGAGACGUGUUGUGCUGCUGUCACAGGAAAUGGAUGCUGGAUUACAGGCAUGGCAGCUCCGGCAGCAGAAGUUGCAAGAAGAAGAAAGGAAGCAGAAAAACACUCUUAAACCCAAAGGAGCUUCACUGAACAGCCUGCUUCCAUGUCAAUAAAAGCAAACCCUGCCCUCUU
Molecule: messenger RNA, 501 nt
Organism: Oryctolagus cuniculus (rabbit)
Lineage: Eukaryota; Metazoa; Chordata; Mammalia; Lagomorpha; Leporidae
Gene: MRPL52
Product: mitochondrial ribosomal protein L52
Biological process (GO): mitochondrial translation
Cellular component (GO): mitochondrial large ribosomal subunit
Molecular function (GO): structural constituent of ribosome
Source: RefSeq, a predicted model, not a curated record